AUGACCCUCGCCUCCCUCAUACCAUCGCUUACAUCGCUCAAAGGCCCAGGAGAGUCGAAGCCAACACCCCUCUACACCCCCGAGUCCGUCCCGCGCAUCAAAAACGCCAAACGGCUGAGCACCAUCCGCCGGAAACAGCUUCUCGAGGCUGCGGCGCGAGAAUACGAUGAUCCGCCGCCGCCGCCGGGGCUGGGGGAGUGCUGUGGGAGCUCGUGCGAUCCGUGCGUGAAUGAUCUCUGGCGGGAGGAAUUGGCGUGUUGGAGGGAGAGGUGGGGGGACGACGCUGUUGAAAAGAAAUCAAAGACGGGGGAGGAAGGGAAUAAAGAGCAAGGGUGUGGGCAGCGCAUGCCGGGGAGCUUUGACUGGUAG
This is a messenger RNA of Aspergillus pseudoviridinutans, 369 nucleotides long. RefSeq lists its product as uncharacterized. Lineage: Eukaryota; Fungi; Ascomycota; Eurotiomycetes; Eurotiales; Aspergillaceae. The record is from RefSeq and is a predicted model, not a curated record. The coding region runs from base 1 to 369 and encodes 122 amino acids. The transcript has a single exon.